Molecule: messenger RNA, 2829 nt
Organism: Eimeria necatrix
Lineage: Eukaryota; Apicomplexa; Conoidasida; Eucoccidiorida; Eimeriidae
Exons: 2
Coding region: 1-2829 (942 amino acids)
Biological process (GO): hemopoiesis; leukocyte tethering or rolling
Cellular component (GO): plasma membrane
Source: RefSeq, a predicted model, not a curated record
AUGACGAUCCUCUCUUCCCUUCGGAGAUGUUCAGCUCCGAUUCUGCUCGGUGUAGCCCUUCUCUGGGCGCAGGAUUCUUGUGCCAUGUCGGCCAAAGGAGCUGCUCCCCGCAGAGAAGUUGAUUUACAGCAAAUACUGGCGAUUUUCCCUGGUCUGGACGCGAGAUACCCCGUGAUCCGUGAAAGCCCUGGCCUCUUGGAAGAUAUUACUGAUUUUCUCGAAGAAAAACAGGAAGUCCCAAAAGAAGAACUAGAGGCUGCUCUCCGCAGGUUCCUCUGUGAAAGGGGAUACACAGCUUUCUGCUGCAGCGCAUGCUACACCAGCACAACGACAUCUGCCCCUGUUACGGAACCGUCCACAACGGAAGCAGUUUCAACUGAGCCAAGUACAACUGAGCCAAGCACAACUCAGGCAUCUUCAACUGAGGCAUCUUCAACUGAGGCAUCUUCAACUGAGGCGUCUUCAACUGAGGCAUCUUCAACUGAGGGAUCUUCAACUGAGGGAUCUUCAACUGAGGGAUCUUCAACUGAGGCAUCUUCCACCGAGGCAUCUUCAACUGAGGCAUCUUCAACUGAGGCAUCUUCCACCGAGGCAUCUUCAACUGAGGCAUCUUCAACUGAGGCAUCUUCAACUGAGGCAUCUUCAACUGAGGCAUCUUCAACUGAGGCAUCUUCAACUGAGGCAUCUUCUACCGAGGCGUCUUCGACUGAGGCGUCUUCGACUGAGGCGUCUUCGACUGAGGCAUCCUCGACUGAGGCAUCUUCAACUGAGGCAUCUUCGACUGAGGCAUCUUCAACUGAAGCAUCCUCUACUGAAGCAUCUUCAACUCAGGCAUCUUCGACUGAGGCGUCUUCGACAGAGGCAUCUUCCACUGAGGCAUCUUCUACUGAAGGAUCUUCUACUGAAGGAUCUUCAACUGAGGCAUCUUCUACUGAAGCCUCCUCGACUGAGGCAUCUUCUACCGAGGCAUCCUCAACAGAGGCAUCCUCAACUGAGGGAUCUUCAACUGAGGGAUCUUCAACUGAGGGAUCUUCAACUGAGGCGUCUUCAACUGAGGCAUCAUCUACCGAGGCAUCCUCAACUGAGGCAUCCUCAACAGAGGCAUCUUCAACUGAGGCGUCUUCAACUGAGGGAUCUUCAACUGAGGGAUCUUCAACUGAGGGAUCUUCAACUGAGGCAUCCUCAACUGAGGCGUCUUCAACUGAGGCAUCAUCUACCGAGGCAUCCUCAACUGAGGCAUCCUCAACAGAGGCAUCUUCAACUGAGGCAUCUUCAACUGGGGGAUCUUCAACUGAGGGAUCUUCAACUGAGGCAUCUUCAACUGAGGCAUCUUCAACUGGGGCAUCUUCAACUGAGGCAUCUUCAACGGAGGGAUCUUCAACUGAGGCAUCUUCGACUGAGGCAUCUUCAACUGAAGGGUCUUCAACUGAAGGGUCUUCAACUGAGGCAUCUUCGACUGAAGCAUCCUCGACUGAAGCAUCUUCGACCGAAGCAUCUUCGACUGAAGCAUCUUCGACCGAAGCAUCUUCGACUGAGGCAUCUUCUACAGAAGCUUCAUCCACUGAAGCCUCAUCCACUGAGGCUUCGUCCACUGAAGCUUCGUCCACUGAAGCUUCGUCCACUGAAGCCUCAUCUACUGAAGCCUCCUCUACUGAAGCCUCCUCUACUGAAGCCUCUUCUACUGAAGCCUCCUCUACUGAAGCCUCCUCUACUGAAGCCUCCUCUACUGAGGGAUCUUCAACUGAAGCCUCCUCAACUGAGGGAUCUUCAACAGAGGGAUCUUCAACAGAGGGAUCUUCAACAGAGGGAUCUUCAACUGAGGCAUCUUCAACUGGGGCAUCUUCAACUGAGGCAUCUUCAACUGAGGCAUCUUCAACUGAGGCAUCUUCAACUGAGGCAUCUUCAACUGAGGCAUCUUCAACUGAAGCGUCUUCAACUGAAGCGUCUUCAACUGAGGCAUCUUCAACUGAGGCAUCUUCAACUGAAGCAUCUUCAACAGAGGCAUCUUCAACUGAAGCAUCUUCAACUGAAGCAUCUUCAACUGAAGCCUCAUCUACUGAAGCCUCCUCUACUGAAGCCUCCUCUACUGAAGCCUCCUCUACUGAAGCCUCCUCUACUGAAGCCUCCUCUACUGAAGCCUCAUCUACUGAAGCCUCAUCUACUGAAGCCUCAUCUACUGAAGCCUCAUCUACUGAAGCCUCAUCUACUGAAGCAUCUUCAACUGAAGCAUCUUCAACUGAAGCAUCUUCAACUGAAGCCUCAUCUACUGAAGCAUCUUCAACUGAAGCAUCUUCAACUGAAGCAUCUUCAACUGAAGCAUCUUCAACUGAAGCGUCGAGUACCGAAGCGUCCAGCACCGGAGCAUCUAGCACCGAAGCGUCGAGUACCGAAGCGUCCAGCACCGGAGCAUCUAGCACCGAAGCGUCCAGCACAGAAGCGUCCAGCACCGAAGCGUCCAGCACCGAAGCGUCCAGCACCGAGGCGUCCAGCACCGAAGCGUCCAGCACCGGAGCAUCUAGCACGGAAGCAUCUAGCACCGAAGCGUCCAGCACUGGAUCGUCCAGCACCGGAGCAUCUAGCACGGAAGCAUCUAGCACCGAAGCGUCCAGCACUGGAUCGUGCAGCACCCAUGCAUCGACUACCGAACCGACCACCACGCUGCCAUCUUCUAGACAAUGCACAACCAGCGUCCCAGAGCCGGAACCUUGUAAAAUCACCAUCACUACCACCAUCGACUGCUUCGUCUCUUUCCUAUACAGGAUUCUCCCCAUAUUGAAGCCUAAUGAAGCCGAAGCACUCACUUCCCACCUGAGAGGAGGCCGUGCAUAA